AUGUCUUCUGGUCCAUCAAUGACAAGCGAUCAUGCUUCUAGUCAUGCUCCAUCAAUGACUUCAGCUCCAGCAAAAUCUGAUGACCCUGCUUGGGCUUAUGCUAAAUUGGUUUUGGGUAAAAAGAAUAAUACCAUUUGCCUCUUUUGUAAUAAGCAUCUUAAAGGUGGUGGAAUUACACGAUUGAAACAACAUCUUGCCGGAGUGAAGGGAGAGGUGGAAGCUUGUAAAAAUGUGUCGAUGGAUGUAAAAUGGCAAAUGAAUCAAAUGCUUGAAGGGUAUAAGCAAGACAAAGAAAGGAGGGAGAGAAUUAGCAAAGUGGUUGGAGAAGGAGCUUCCUAUCAAGCUUUGGAUCAAGAGGAGGAGGAGUCUUUACUUGAUAGAACAACGUCUGGAGAUGGGACCAAAAAAAAAAAAAGAAGUAAGACAAUUGGUGGUAUUUUUGCCCCAAGAACAACGCUGGGUGCCCAACCUUCUAUACAAAGUGCAUUGUCAUCUAAACAAACCAUUGAUGAAGCAAGAAUAGCGGUUGCUCGAUGGUGGUAUGAUGCUAACAUUCCAUUUAAUGCGACUUUAUCUUCGUAUUAUCAACUGGCGAUUGAUGCAAUGGUAGCCGUUGGACCGGGCUUCAUGGGUCCUUCAUAUCAUGACCUAAGAUGCCCUCUCUUGAAUAAUAGUGUUCAUGAAAUUAGAGAGUAUCUUCUUGAACUUAGAGAGUCAAUUGACACAUCGGGGCUUGUUAAAGACGCAGAUACGUUGUUUGGUAUUUUUUGUGAAAUUGUUGAACUAGUGGGGCCAAGUAAUGUUGUCCAGUUUGUUACGGAUAAUGAGGCUGCCUACAAAGCAGUGGGAAAGAGGUUACAAGCACAUUAUGGAUCCUUCUAUUGGUCUCCUUGUGCGGCUCAUUGCUUGGACUUGAUGUUGGAGAAUUUUGCAAAGCCUCAACAUUUUCCGCACAUAGAUGCUACCAUCCAAAAGGCUAAAAAAGUAACUCGAUACAUUUACAGUCAUGCAUGGGUUCUUAACACAAUGAGGAAAGACUUCACAAAUGGUAGAGACUUGUGUUGUCCUAGCAUCAUAAGUGAUGAUGAUGAAAUGCCUGUAAUGGGAUACUUGUAUGACGCAAUGGAUAAGGCAAAAAAGGCAAUUAAAGUGAGGUUCAACAAUAGGCUCUCUUUGUAUGGCCCAUACAUUCAAGUGAUUGAUCCUAGAUGGGAUAGGCAACUUCACAGCCCUCUUCAUGUUACUGUCUUGGUGCCGGAUGAGCAUUUGCAAGACCAAAUAAGUGCACAAAUUGAGGAAUACAAGCAGGCAACAGGUGACUUCAAUAUGCCCCUUGCUAUUCGUCAACGAGAGAAACUAUCUCCAGUUUCAUGGUGGAGGCAAUUCGGAGGUUUAGUUCAAGAUUUACAAAAGUUUGCUAUUCAAGAACUUAGCCAAUGUUGCAGUGCAACUGGAUGCGAAAGAAAUUGGAGUAUGUUUGAGGUUAUCUAUUCUAAGAAGCGGAAUAGACUAGAGCACAAAAGACUCAAUGAUUUAGUCUAUGUACGUUAUAAUUUGAAGCUUCGAGAAAGUCUUGAAAACAUAGAUAUGUUGGAUGAUUGGGUGAGUGAAGAGCCUAGUCUACUUGACGAAGAGGAUAUUGCAUGGGAGAUUAUUGAACCACCAUCUUUAGAGGCGUUGACGUUAGAUGAUCAGGAGCCUAACUUUGAUGAUGCCGCUGAUGAUUUUCCAAAUGAGAACGAGAGCCAUAUGCCGGGUGAAUCAUCUGCUAAUUCUUCACAAGUACUUUACACUUUCCAAGUUAAGAAUGACCUCAUAUUGAAAAUUAACCAAGAGUUUGACAAUUUAGAAGACGUUCAAAACUUUUACAACAAUUAUGGUAAAUAG
Messenger RNA from Rhododendron vialii, 1887 nucleotides. RefSeq lists its product as uncharacterized. Gene Ontology annotation, molecular function: protein dimerization activity; DNA binding. NCBI's taxonomy places the organism in Eukaryota, Viridiplantae, Streptophyta, Magnoliopsida, Ericales, Ericaceae. Bases 1 to 1887 code for a protein of 628 amino acids. The transcript is spliced from 8 exons. The record is from RefSeq and is a predicted model, not a curated record.